Zonotrichia leucophrys gambelii is the source of this 6710-nucleotide messenger RNA. It is a transcript of the gene FGFRL1, whose product is annotated as fibroblast growth factor receptor like 1. Lineage: Eukaryota; Metazoa; Chordata; Aves; Passeriformes; Passerellidae. The transcript has 7 exons. Gene Ontology annotation, molecular function: fibroblast growth factor binding; fibroblast growth factor receptor activity. Bases 472 to 1938 code for a protein of 488 amino acids. The record is from RefSeq and is a predicted model, not a curated record. Gene Ontology annotation, cellular component: plasma membrane.
CGGGAUUCCGGCUGGGCGAGCCGCCGGACGGCAUCACCGGGCAUCCCGCGGCGCGGAGCCCCGCAGGCUCUGGCAGGUCCCCGCUGUCCCUCCCCGCACACACACGCUCAGCCCGGCCCGGAAAGCAGGAAAAAAAUAAUUUACAAGGUUCCCCCCUUUCCCUGACCUCCUCGCCCGUGACUCCCGAGUGGAAAAAAAAUCGGGGGCGAAGGGGGGAGGUUGUUAGAAGCCGGUGAAGGGGCAGAGCCGCUCCGUGGGGAGGGCAGCCCAGGCAGCCCCGCCGCCCCGGGGAGGGGGGCAUGAGGUAGAGGCCGGCGGCGGAGCGCCCGCGAGGCGCCGUGGCCGCGGAGGGCAUGAGGCGGCGAGCGGCGGGGAUGGGCUCCAGCGCGCGGUGUUAGAGCCCGCAGCAGCCGAGCCUCCAGGUCUGAGAGGACAGUAGCCUGUGCGAUACGGCGGGAUCUGGUUUUCAAAAUGGAAUUGCAGCUGGCGCUCCUUUUGGCAGGGAUAAUUGCGUUUUCGGACUCGGCGCGAGGCCCCCCCAGGAUCGCUGACAAAGUGAUUCACCGCCAGUCCGUGAGGCUGGGCAGGACCAUCAAGCUGCUGUGCCCGGUGGAGGGCGACCCGCCGCCCCUCACCAUGUGGAUGAAGGACGGGCGGACCAUCCACAGCGGCUGGACAAGGUUCCGCAUCCUCCAGCAAGGCCUGAAGAUCAAGGAGGUGGAGAGCGAGGACGCGGGGACCUACAUCUGCAAGGCCACCAACGGCUUCGGCAGCGCCAACGUCAACUACACCCUCAUCGUCAUCGAUGAUGCCAGCUCAGGAAAGGACAGCCAGGUGCCCGAAGGCUCCAAUGGAGAAUAUGAAGACCAUUCUGGGAAGCAGUGGGCCCGGCCCAGGUUCACGCAGCCCGCCAAGAUGAGGCGCAGGGUGAUCGCCCGCCCCGUCGGCAGCUCCAUCCGCCUCAAGUGCGUGGCCAGCGGCAACCCCAGGCCCGACAUCACCUGGCUGAAGGACAACAAGCCCCUCACUGCCCAGGAGAUUGGGGAGAACAAGAAGAAGAAGUGGACGUUGAACCUGAAGAACCUGAAGCCGGAGGACAGCGGGAAGUACACCUGCAGGGUGUUUAACAAAGUCGGGGAAAUCAACGCGACGUACAAAGUCGAAGUGAUCCAGAGGACGAGGUCCAAGCCCAUCCUGACGGGGACCCACCCCGUGAACACCACGGUGGACUACGGCGGCACCACGUCCUUCCAGUGCAAGGUGCGCAGCGACGUCAAGCCCGUCAUCCAGUGGCUGAAGCGGGUGGAGUACGGCACCGAGAGCAAGUACAACUCCACCAUCGACGUCGGCGGGCAGAAAUUCGUUGUGCUGCCCACGGGCGAGGUCUGGUCCCGCCCCGACGGCUCCUACCUGAACAAACUGAUGAUCACUCGAGCCAAGGAGGAGGAUGCAGGGAUGUACAUCUGCCUCGGGGCAAACACCAUGGGCUACAGCUUCCGGAGUGCUUUUCUCACUGUCCUGCCUGAUCCCAAGCCUCCCAGCGCACCCGUGCCGCCCUCCUCAGCCAGCAGCCUGCCCUGGCCCGUCAUCAUCGGCAUCCCGGCCGGGGCCGUGUUCAUCCUGGGCACCAUCCUGCUGUGGCUGUGCCAGUCCAAGAAGAAGCCGUGCUCCCCGCCGGGCACGGCGGCCCCCGCGCACCGCCCUGCGCCCCGCGAGCGCGCCGGCCUGGCCCCGCUCCCCGACAAGGACUGCAUCUCCUCCAUCAACUACGACGAGUACGUGGCCCAGCAGCAGCACCUGCUGUCCCAGGCGCCCGGCCUGGCCCCGGCCAUGGCCCCCAAAAUGUACCCAAAGAUUUACACGGACAUCCACACCCACACGCACUCGCACGUGGAGGGCAAGGUGCACCAGCACCAGCACAUCCAGUACCAGUGCUGAGGGCCGGCCCCGCGGCUCCUUUGGGCUUUUCUCCCUCGUGGUACCUCAGCAGAGACUGCUCCAAGCCAGCUCAGCACUGCCAGCAACAGGCAAAGCAGACAGAAAAGGUUAUAUAUGUAAUUUUAAAUAUAUAUAUAUACAUAUAUAUAUAAUUGUAUAUGCGUGUGUGUAUGUGUGUAUAUAUAUAUGUGUAUAUAUCUAUAUCUAUCUAUAUAAAUAUAUAUAUAAUAGAGAAAGACACAGAGAGAAAAGAGAUUUUUUUGUUUUUUAAUUAUUGCAAUCAGGAUGUAGCCGAGGAAUAAUGAAGGAACUCCAAUUCACAGCAGAGAAGCAGCUGUCUCCAGCAGCAGAGCCUUCCUGGAUAUUUUAAUCAGAGUGGCAACAAGUGAGAUGGGACACAGGGAUGUGAACCACCACACCUUCCUUGUGUUACUGAAGGGAGCAGGUAGAGCCAGAGGUGUGUGUGGUAUUUCCUGGCUGGGCCUGGAUUCCUUCCUGGGCAUUGUUUUGGUGGGGAGCCCCCAGACCUCUCCUGCUCUCAGUGACUCAAACUCUGACACACCUGAGGCUCAGUGCCAAAGCACCAGGAGACAUAACCCAUUCAUCUCGUGCAGGGAAAGGAAAUAACACAAGAGGGUCUGAAUAAACCAAUUUCUGUUCACAAGGUGAAAUGCCACGUGCUGCUCAGUCGUGGUCAGCACAAUCAGCUAAGCAAGCUGGUUGGUUCAGUUUCUGCAAGGUGAAGGCAUCUUGUUUGCCAUGGGAUUUUCCAGAUCAGCUCCACUCCUCUGGUCCUAGGACUCAGUGCCACUGCCAGGAAAAAGGAAAGAAGGAAAAAGGAACAUUGUACAGAACACCUUUAUAUUUAUAUUUAAGAAAUAAUAAUAAUUAAUAAUAAUAAUUGAACUGCUGAUGGUGAAGAAAGCAAAACACACUGUCCUUCUCUGAUGGCUUAGAGUGACAAGCUACUGGAUUUUCUGCGCCAAUGCAAAAUACGUGAGAGCAUUAGAAAAAAUAGUAAGAAGCAAAGAGAGUGAAAUAAUCUUGUAGGAAAAAAUUGCAUUUGAGAAAUAUCCACCUAGGUUGUGUGUGGUUGUCCCCUCCCCUCAGAUAUCACUUCGUAAGUGAUAAAGCAUUGCAGUUCAAACAACAGGAAAAACAGAAAGAAGAGAAAAUAAAUAAGGACCAUAUUAAAUACCUAUAUGGACUGGGAAUGAAUCCAAUUGCAAAAUAUAAAACCUUUGUAAUUCUAUAUAGAGUUUAAACAGAAGUCAUGUAUAUUUAAUUUAUUUUGUUAAACAAGAAAAAAAAUGUAUGAUAUUUUCCUCGAAACAGGCAUUUCUAUAUGUAUUUUUGAUCAAAGAAAAUAAAGAUUUUUUUUUUCAGGUUCUGUAGAUGCCAUGCUCAGAACACACUUGAUGUAGCUUGUGACCAACUGUGCUUCUCCUGACCUGGAGGCCACCUGUCUCUGUGCCUUUCACACCAGCCAGGUGCCAUCUCCUGUCCCCUCAGGUGCUGCUGGUGCCAUCCUGUCCAUCAGAAAAUGACCUUUCCCACUGGCUGUGUUCUGGCUGUGGGCUCUGCAGUGCCCAGACCCCUGCUCAUGGACCCCAGCCAUCUUCAGCAGCAGAGUUCUUCUCUCACAGGGAAAUCUCUUUCACUCUGCAUUUCUGGGGGUGUGGGGAGGAUGAUUCAUUCGUUUUUUUAAGCCCAGACCUGCAGUGGUUUGUUGGUUUGGGUUUUCUUAAAGAAAAUUUUGUAAAUCAAAGCAUAAUAAUUUGUGAGGCUGUAAAAAGCAACUUUGGCCUCAGGGUGCUUGGAAGGGGAACUCAUGAAAUGUGGGUGAAACACUUGAUUUGUAGCUGCAGCUGCUUUAGGAGCCAGUGGAGGGUGAGCUGGGCACAAUGAGAGAGAACACAGGAGCUGCUCCCUUCAGUGGGGCUUGAACCUUCCUUGUGCUGCACCCCACACAGAGGCACCCAGCUCUUCAGGGGCCAUUUCCUUUGGAGAAAUAGUUUCAAUGAUGAAACUAUUUCUCUUCUUUUCAUUUAGAGUUUGAUGGUUUAAACAAAAAAAAAGAAGAAAAUUUGAAACAUGCUAAUUUUCAAGUUUGGAAUCACUUCCUUCUCAAGCCUGUUCCAUGAAAGAGAUCCCCACCAAACCAGCUGCUCCAUUUAAAAGUGAAACACUUUAUUUAAUCUGAAACAAAGCUGUGCUUUAGGCUUUGCUUUUCUCUGAACAUUUGUGGAGGUGUUUGCUCUGUGUUGACCCGCAGUGAUUUUUUUCUGGUGGUUUGUUUGAAUCACCAGCAAACCAAACAGUUCCCUGUUUGCUCAGCCGUGAUGCUGAGAUGGGGCCCCAAUUCAGUGAAACACUGAAUCAGCUCCUGCUUUCUUCACCAAUGCAUUCUGCUCCAAAAAGUCCUUUUCUUGCCUUAGGAGGAGGUUAUCCAUGCAAUAACCCCUAGAGGAAGGCCGUCCCUCUCUUGUAGAGUUUGUAAUAAAGCAACCUAUUGAUAACUAGUAUUUUUCAGCAGGAGGGUUCAAACAGAUUUAUGAAAUUGCUAAAUUUCAGAUUAAGGAUAUCUUUAUAUGCAUCCUCUCAGCUUCAGGGAGGGCUGAGAGGAGCUUAAGUGUGAGCACUGAUAUAAGGCAUGGAUAUAAGGCAUGGUUUGGGCAGGAGUUCUUAAUGGCUGAAGUAUAGUGACUCAUUUCAUUUUAAAAAAUAAAUUAAAAAGCCUCUACACACUAAGGGCAUUGCCUUUAUUUCAAGGAGACACUAAGCGUAUGUUUCCAUGAGAGAUAAUAAAGUCUGCAUCUCAUAUCUUGUGCCUGUGGGAAGCUGCUUGCUUGUGGUGUGUCCCAAGCUCCUGCACAUUCCAGCAGCACUGGGGCUUGGCACAGGGCAGGGUUCCCCUGUAGUCCCAUGGUUCUUCUCUGCUCUCUGGGCCAGUGUUGUGGCAGGGAGACACUUCUGGCCAUGCCCUGUGGGCAGCACCAACAGCAGCCUCAGAGCUGGGCACUGGCUUUGUGGGUUCAGCCCUGACAAACCCUGAGAGGUUUUCUAAUGGCACCAGCUCCAGUGGCAGCUCUGAGCCUCAGAGAGGGGUUGGUGGGUGAAGAGAAGCACUCCUGCAUUUCCCAUGCAGCACAGAAUUCCAGGCUGUGUAGCACUCUCCACCUGCCCUUUGUGAGCAGCCCUGCAGUGCUGCAUCGCACAGGCAAAAAUCACAUUUUGUCAGAUGGCUCCAGUGGAAGGAGUGGCUUCCUCCUGCCCUGCAAAGAUAAAUCUCUAGUGCUGCUGGCAGAGCUCUCCAGAGGCAAAUGUUGCAUUAAACCACCCUGUGUGGGCAAUGCAUCAGCCCAGGGCAGCUGCAGCUCUCGGCUGUGGCGCUGGGAAUGCAGCUCUGGAUUUGGGUGCACCAUGAGAGAUGCCACAAAGGUCUGGAUUUGCAGAAAGCCUGGGGAUUUCAUCCUGCCUUGGCUGUCUGCUCCAUCCUGACCACCAGGAAUGGUGUGAGAUUUCCCCCCAGGGAAAUACCCUCACAUGCCCUGUUUAGGAGGGGCUGUGGUUGUUGUCUGGGCCUUGCACUGGCUUGCUGUGCCUGGGUGGAUUUCACAUUUUUGAGGAAUUAUUUUUCCUUCACAAGGUACCUCUAAGACCUUUUCUGAGUCACUCUGUCCAAGCCUUACUGCAUGCCAUUGAAUUUUAGGGCUUGAUUGUGCCUUGCAUAUGUUGCAAAGUCUUCCAUAGUUUAAAUAAAUUCAACCAGGUCACACUUGUGUAUGAAUAUGUUUUUUAUUCAGUGGGAAAAGAUUUGGAUGCAUCUUCAUUCCUCAAUAGAGGGUGUUCAAAGAAAACCAUUGUCUUGUUUCUGGUCACUGACCCUAUGUUGAACACAGAAGAUUUUUCAUUUUAUAUAUUUGUAUGCAUAUAGGCAUAUAGAUGUACAUGCCAAGUUGUGAUACAGAAGGCAAUUGUACUUUUAAAACCAUGGAGCUUCAAAGAUCAAAGGAAUUUUAGGCUUAAAACUCACUAUCUUUGUUAAUUUUAUUUGCAUUACAGAUCAAACAUGGCUUUACCUACCAGUUUGUGCAUUUUUUAACUUUGUAUGGACAAUCUUUCUGUGGUCAGCCCCUUUCAAACUGAAAACUUAUCAGACAUUGGAGAUAAAAAGUGUUCUGUGGUUUUCAUUUGGUGACAAAUACAAUAACUGAACACAUCAAAGGAGACAGAAUGGCACAGUGUGUCUGUGGCUUUGUAAUAAAAGUUGCAGAAAAAAAGGAAUAAAAGCCUGGAGUUGUGCUAAUGUGUUUUAGAGUUCUGUGUUUUGAAGGGAAGUGUGGCUCUGUGUGUGUGUGUGUGUGUUACACAUCAGGAGUUUGUGCUGGCAGGACAAACAGAAUUGUAAAGUUACCUGUGUGCCACAGCUUGGUCUGAUAUUUUGUGUGGGUUCUGUGAAUCAAGCAGAGGCAUUAUUUUUUAAAUUAUUUGGGAAAGAUUUCUGGGUUUUAGUGAAAAAGGGCAGUUUUUAAUCUGUUCACCUCUAGAGCCAAAUGCUACAACUGCACUAGGAGCCAAAUUUUAAUUAGCAGGAUGGAAUUUUGGAGUACCUGGAGUGGACCAAGGUCAAGCUCAGGACCUCCACCUCUUUUGAGGCAAACCUGUGAGUGUCUCACUGCUCACUCCAGAGGCAGUAAAUGUCCAAUCUGUGACAUCUGAAGUUCAGAAAAGCUGGCCCUCACCCAAAAGGGGCCUGACCUGGGCCUCUG